ACUUUACCCCUAUAUAAAAAAAAAAAAAAAAAAAUGUUUUAAUAAUAAAUGUUUUAUUUUAAAGGGAGCAGGUCAUCUCAUGGCCCCGACAUGUUAAGAUCACAUGACCGGCCAAAUGUUGCUUGAUCAAGUCACAUUUAUAUCUCUUUAUAUAAUACUGAUUGUUUCAAAGCAGCUUCACAAUAAUAAUCAAGGACAUAAAAGCUGCAAAGUUCUUCAAUUAUAAAAUAAAUAAAAUUUUAGCUGUAAAGCAACUUUAAGACAAUAAUGUCAUUAUUCAGCCCAAGUUCAAUGUUGGUUCAUUUUAUUUUAAAAUAAUGUGAAUGGUGCAGAGUUCAUCUCUGUAACUCCAUUUACUAGACAAUUAGCAUGUUUUGAUAAAGUAAAUGUGCCAUUUAGCUCCAAUCACAAAAUUACUGGCUUGAAUAGACCUACUUUUCACAGUUUCUUAACCAAAAGAAAACUUAUCUCUGAAUAAUAAAACAUGUCUUUUUUUGUGUGUGUUAUUUUGAGCCUCUUCUCCCCCAUAGAAAACCAUGAAGAAAAGGCUUGAUGUACUGCGACAGUUUUUAGAAGACCAAAUUCAGGCAUGUUACUUGACCCCACCCAUCUCUGACCCAAACCAGGUAAGAGGUAAAAAAAAAAAAAAAAAAAAAAAAAAAAACUCACUCUCUCUCAACGAAACCUGCACCCUGUGUCCUUCCUUACACUGAAAUCAGUUACAGAUGAAUAUGACGUAUAUUAAAUGGAUCUUGAGGCUGUUUACUGGUGUAAUACUAUUGAAUUGUGUGGUUCUGCUCUACUACAGGGAGCACAACACCUCUAGAGAUGAGACGGGAAAUGAUUUUUCACAGUUGCGCUGCACAACAGUCCGUCAGACAUUUUCCAUCAUCACACAAGCAAGCAUUAAUUUUAGUACUGAUAUGACAAGCUUCUCUGAGAAAGUCUCUGAGUUAUUGAGCUGCCCGUACAAGUCCAAUAUCACCCUGAAGGAGCUAAAUAGAGUAUCGUUGCGUUCCUGUUGUAAUGCCACAGGCAAUUUAUACCUGACAAAGCAAAACACAGAUGUGCAUCAAAUAAUUCCCUAUGAGUCUGACGUAUAUCCCAACUACAAAAUGAACAAAGCACUUCACAACAUGCUACCUGAGGCCUUUCCCUGGAAUGAGCAUCAUCUGGGUCAGUGUGCUGUGGUGGGCAGUGGAGGGAUUCUGAAGAACAGUAAUUGUGGAAGAGAGAUUGACAGCGCUGACUAUGUCAUCAGGUUUAACAUGGCACCCAUUAAUGACAGUGAUGUUGGGCUGAAGACUGAUUUAAUCACAAUCAAUCCCAGUCAGAUCCUGAGAGGUUACAGAAAUGCGCAAAAGCAACCAGGUCCAUUAAUGCAGCGCGUGAGUGUGUACGGUAAUGCGUCUCUGAUCAUGCCCGCGUUUGCAAGCCCAUUAAACACUCGAACGUCAAUCAGCACUCUCAAAGCACUCUGGCCUCCCAACCCUGAGCUGCAGGUGGUCUUCUUUAGCUCCAGCUACCUCAAGACACUGGACCGUUUCUGGAAAGGACAUGGCCUGAAAGGGAGACGCCUCUCUACAGGUUUUAUGUUAAUUAAUGUUGCACUAGAGCUGUGUGAUCAUGUGCAUGUUUAUGGAUUCUGGCCAUUUGACAUCAAUCUGAAAAAGCAGAUUGUUCCACAUCACUAUUUUGACAAUAAAGGACCCAAAAUUGGUGUUCACUCCAUGCCAGAGGAAUUUCUCCGCCUGCUACAGCUCCACAGCCAGGGGGUGCUAACACUGCACCUGCAGCCCUGCUCAUCAUUUGCAUAGUUUGCAUAUUGACUGAAAUGUGCUUUAUUAUAUCUCAUGGUUAUUUUUAGUUAUAGAAACAAAUUCUUUCUAUAACAUUUACAAGGGGUUUUCUGCUGAUAACUGAGCUGUACAUGGACACUUUACUGGCUUCAAGUGUACUUGAUGUGUAAAUGUUGACAUGUUGUGGUUGAAAUUAAGAAGAAAGUUAACCUUUGGUGUUUAAUGAUUCUGCUAUUUAAUAGAAACUUUUUAAAUAAAAUAAGUAUUACCA
Messenger RNA from Ctenopharyngodon idella (grass carp), 2070 nucleotides. RefSeq names its product alpha-2,8-sialyltransferase 8E-like. The transcript is spliced from 7 exons. Gene Ontology annotation, biological process: oligosaccharide metabolic process; N-glycan processing. The coding region runs from base 726 to 1817 and encodes 363 amino acids. Gene Ontology annotation, molecular function: alpha-N-acetylneuraminate alpha-2,8-sialyltransferase activity. The record is from RefSeq and is a predicted model, not a curated record. NCBI's taxonomy places the organism in Eukaryota, Metazoa, Chordata, Actinopteri, Cypriniformes, Xenocyprididae.